AUGAACAGUAAGGUAGACGGGAAGGCCACACAUGAAGAAAUGCUUCAUAAACAUCAGCAGCACCUCCAGAGGCAAAGAAAUGCCAUCGCGUACAGGAUGAAGAAGCUGGCGGCUAAGCAGGUGGAGAUAACAAAAAAGACCAAUGCAGUGAAAGAAAAAAUCAGGAAAAAAUAUGAAGACAUGAAGCGGGUCCUGGAUGAGGAUCUUCGGAUCACACUGACCCAGCUGGACAUCGAGUGUGAGGCCACAGAGAAGUUAGUGGAGGACAGGAUAGAGGACUGCUACCACCUCACUCAGGAACUGGACCAAGAACUGUCCAACAUUGCUAAGGUGAAAACACAGGAAAGUGACUUUCAGAGUGCUGAAACUGAAACAAGAAUAUUUGAGACUCUGAAGCUGACUGACCCUGACCUGAUUCAGAUGGAUGAGUUCAAGAAUGAUCAACUACUGAGUCUUACCAUCAACCUGCUGCUUUUCAUCAGAUCCCAGGUCCCUGUCAACAAGAAACUGUUUCAGAGCUAUGCUGCAGAUGUUGUCCUUGACGCCGACACUGCCCACCCCAAGCUGAUCAUCUCUCCCAAAGGCGACUCAGCCACCUACACAGACACCUGGCAGGAUGUCCCGGAGACUCCCUCCCGCUUUGACACCACCCUAAAUGUAAUCAGCCAGCAAGGAUUCAGCGAGGGCCGCCAGUACUGGGAGGUGGAUGUGAGUGGAAAGACCUACUGGGAGCUGGGGCUCACCUACCCGAGCAUCUCGCGCAAAGGCCGCGAGGAGGACUCGUGGCUGGGCCGAGGCACAGAGUCUUGGUGUGUGGAAUACUUCAAUGGAGACUACACAGCCUGGCAUGGUGGCGUCCAGCAUGAGCUGCCUCUGCUGGCAGGAAAACAGUUCACUCGUAUCGGGGUUUACUGCAGCAUCCCCGGGGGUUUGGUGUGCUUUUUAGGAGCUGAUACCAUGACUCCCCUCCACUGUUUCUGUGCUGGGAGCUUCAGUGACACCCUACAUCAAGCAUUAUGUCCUGGUGAUGACAACGAAGGCACAAACUGGAAGUCCCUUAAGAUCUGCGAUGCCUCCCGAUCAGCUCCUGUUCUCUGAGGUGCGGCAGGAAUACCUAAGGGGCAGGAAGGAUGGGGCAGAAAAGGAAUGUGCGCUGUGAGGCAUGCGCAUCAGCUGCAUAAUCUGACAUUCUUCACUCGACACUGCACCAGCUCUGGGUACAGUGUGUGUUAGGCUUGUCUAAAUUUGCCUCAAAGAAUUUUAAAAGUGUAUCUAUAUUUGUUUCCCUUAUCAUCACACUACUCACCAUAGCUUUUAUAUACAGGUGCAUCUCAAUAAAUUAGAAUAUCAUAGAAAAGUAGAAAAGUUAAUUUAUGUCAGUAUUUCAAUUCAAAAAGUGGAAUAACACAUUAUAUAGAUCCAUUACAUACUGAAUGACACAUUUCAUGUCUUAAUUUCUUCUAAUUAUAAUGAUUAUGGCUUACAUAUAAUGUAUAUCCCCCCCUGUAAUCUAUAUUCACACCUUUUGCUUCUCUUUUUGCUGCUGUAACAAUUUGAAUUUCCCCGUUGUGGGAUCAAUAAAGUAUAAUCUAAUCUAAUCUUAAAUUCACAGAUCAGCUAAUUUAUUUCCAGUUACUUUGUUUGUUGUUUGUUUUUGUUUUGUUUUUAUAAUGGGAUUAUCCAGUAUAAAUUACAGUUUUUGCUGAUAUUUACAUUUACAUACGCUCACUGUAAUUUUUACAGUGAAGUUCUGGCAACCACAGCUGCCGGAAUUUUACCGUAAAUUAAAUAGAUUUUUUUUUACAGUGUAGCGGACUUUGUGGUCUGUGUUUGUGGAUGUGCAAAAAAAAAAUAAAAUGACAACUCAUUACAGAAUAAAUUCUUCAUGUUUAAUACAAUAAAAUGUUUACAUAAGCAUUCAUCUGUUUUGAAGUUAUUUAAACAAGAAUUGCCCUAAAUUAAAAAGAAAAUUGGGCCAGAUUAUAUUAUGAAAUUCAUUCAUUUUUUCAAAUCUUUUAAAAUAUAUUCCUGAGGACAA
This is a messenger RNA of Centropristis striata (black sea bass), 2038 nucleotides long. Its product is annotated as E3 ubiquitin-protein ligase TRIM39. Lineage: Eukaryota; Metazoa; Chordata; Actinopteri; Perciformes; Serranidae. The coding region runs from base 1 to 1098 and encodes 365 amino acids. The record is from RefSeq and is a predicted model, not a curated record. The transcript is spliced from 6 exons. Gene Ontology annotation, molecular function: protein binding.